AUAGGAGCUGGACGUGAUGUUGCUGCAGUACAGUACAGCACAGCACGGUAAGCGUACGAAUUUCACACGGUGUGCAAAGCAUUCCGCGGCUCCGACUACGAUGGACGGGGACCUGCGACCAAGCUUUUUCCGCAAUGCAUCCUACGAGCAUCCUACGCGCAAUCGUGCAAACGCCCCGGGGGGGUUCGAAUUUUUCUCCAACAGUCGUGUGUGCGGACACAUCAAUCCCACACACCAAUGCUAUUUYGGCACGCGGACCGGCGCAUCCUCGGCAUUCGACAAAAUCGAGGAAUCCCAGGAUCGCCCGCCUCGAUCCCGGACCGGGACGGKGGGUGCGCCCCAGAACCGACUCAUAGGACUCGGAUGGAGGACUCGGCCGUAGGAAUCGACUUGUUCGAGUAGAUUGAGCAGAUUCGUUCCUUCGAAGGCACCCAUCCUUGUUCGCAACUAAGCGCACGUUACGGUACGUACUAACUGCUGUACUAUUCUACCGUACCAAAGGUUGGAAGUCGGUACGGGUAGUACCAGUACUACGAGUAGGGAAGAAUUUCAAUUGAACCAUUACUGUUGCUAUUAAGGCUGCGGGUACUAGUAGUUGUAGUAAAGUCCAACGCAAUACAGUAGUUCUAGUAUUUUGCACCAUCAUGGCCCAURAUUGGAGUGCUAGUAGUAAUAGUCCAGCAACAAGAAUGGUGUUCUUGGAAUGACGAAACACGACGAGGGUAGAGCAAUUUUACUACUAGUACCGCCAAUUGUUGGACCCCAUCAUGAGAAUUCCUCUUGGCGUUUUAACAAAGGAUGGGAGGAACAAACUUCUUAUCUCCUGCAAGAAGACGAUAGCAACAACAAUUUACUGGGCUGUCACGAGAAGAAUCACCAUCCAAGAAAACAAACAAACUCCUUUGCGUUUCGACUGCUGAUCGUUGGCCACCAGGUGCAAAACCAACACAAUCGGUGAUUCAGAGCAACGUUUUCGGGGUUACAACYAARCAAACAAUCGCACGAACGCRUUGGGCGGGACGACGUAAGGUGAUGCGGAGACACGGACGCAUCCYGUUCGGACGACAAUGAUUGCUACCURCUAGUACGCAGCCGGUGCAAAAAUCCAACCAGGGACCGAGCUCGUUUUUGCUUUCUGUGUAGCAGCUAGAAGAAAGUUCUGUAGACAACRCGAAUCACAACAAUCCACUCCUGGUUUGUUGCGACCUGGUACGAAACGUGCGCACUCCGCUACGCGGUCGGGGCUACCUCRUGGUCCUCUCUCCGCUAUUAUCUAGUUCCACGGUGCAACCGAAACCACCKGCGGUAUUUAGGAUAUGUUUCUCUAUCGUUAUAAUUUCUUCUUGGUUUCUCUAUUGGAAAGCCACUUCAACCCUGYCCGCCUUUCCAAUGUGAAAGUGACUCCAAAGAAAAAGAAACCAUCGCAACGGCGCAAAAUCGGUGCUUUCCCAAUUGACACRCUUUUGUUCCGUGUAUGGAUUCCCUUGCAUAUUCCGAUAUCCUUCGAGACCCUUUUGCCUCGUACCGACCACCAUUUUUUCAACUAUCGUUCCUCCGCCCACCACAGUUCCUMUU
This is a messenger RNA of Pseudo-nitzschia multistriata, 1575 nucleotides long. The record is from the annotation of a GenBank genome assembly. NCBI's taxonomy places the organism in Eukaryota, Bacillariophyta, Bacillariophyceae, Bacillariales, Bacillariaceae.